AUGGCCCGUCACAAUAAUCAUAACUUCCCCCUCUACCUCGCGAUCCUCCUCUCCCUAGCCCUACCCAUUCUAUCCACCCCCCUUCCCUCCUCCCAGUCAGAUUCCCAAUCCCAAUCCCACUGGGUCGACAUCUGGACCACGAUGCCCCAACUCACCGAACCAGCCAACCUCCCCCCAGCCCCAUUUAACUCCACACCCUCCAUUUUCCCCAACACAACCCUCCGCCAAACCCUCCGCCUCACCCAACCAGCCCAAACCAUUCGUCUCCGUCUCUCCAACGCCUUCGGAAGUACCGACCUCCCCAUCACCUCCGUGGCCAUCUCCGUCCCAGCCAACAACACCCUUGGCAGCGCAUCCAUCAUCCCGGGUACCACAACCCCGUUAUCCUUCGACGGAGACACCUCGAUCCUCGUCCCAGUCGGUAGCCUCAUCGUCUCAGACCCGAUAACCCUCCCGAAACAAGCGGGUACGACACUAACAGUAGACUUGUACCUGGAGAACGGGCAGAACGGGACGGAUAUUACAUCUCACCCGGGGAGUCGGACGACGUCGUGGAUGGGGUUUGGGGAUUUAGUUGGUGUGAAUGAGGUCGUUGGCGGGGAUGUGGUGGGGGUGGAGCAUUGGUACUUCAUCUCCACCAUCGAAGCCUUCCUCCCAGAUACGUACCACGGGUGCGCAAUCCUCGGCGACAGCAUAACAGACGGACGAGGGAGCGAUACGAAUGAGAAUAAUCGCUGGCCCGACCUCCUCCUCCCAUACCUUCACACCCUCCACUCACCAACAACAACCCUCUCCCUCCUCAACCAAGCCGCCGGCGGCAACCGACUCCUCCACGACUCCCUCGGCCCAAACACCCUCUCGCGCAUCGACCGCGACGUGCUCGCACACUCCCACAUAACGCACACGAUCGUCUUCGAAGGCGUCAACGACAUCGGCACAGCAUCUACCUCCCCCACCGCGCAGCAAAUAGUAGGCGAUAGAAUCAUCAUGUCCUAUAAACAAAUCGUCACGAGACUGCAUGCAGCAGGGAUAAAGGUGAUCGGAGCGACGAUCACGCCGUUCGGGACACCGGCGAAUUCGUCCGUCGUGCAGCCGUACUCGGAUCCGGAACGAGAGAGGACGAGACAGAGGGUGAAUGGGUGGAUACGGGAGUCCGGGGUGUUUGAUGGGGUGGUUGAUUUUGACCGGGUGGCUAGGAGGGAUGCGAGGCCUGAUUUGUUGAAGGCGGAGUUUGAUAGUGGGGAUCAUUUGCAUUUGAAUCCGAGGGGGUAUGAGGCAAUGGCUAGGGCUUUUCCUGUGGAGUUAUUGGGCUAG
Aspergillus tubingensis is the source of this 1314-nucleotide messenger RNA. Its product is annotated as SGNH/GDSL hydrolase family protein. NCBI's taxonomy places the organism in Eukaryota, Fungi, Ascomycota, Eurotiomycetes, Eurotiales, Aspergillaceae. The record is from RefSeq and is a predicted model, not a curated record. Bases 1 to 1314 code for a protein of 437 amino acids. The transcript has 4 exons.